Molecule: messenger RNA, 1809 nt
Organism: Indicator indicator
Lineage: Eukaryota; Metazoa; Chordata; Aves; Piciformes; Indicatoridae
Product: cadherin-1-like
Exons: 12
Coding region: 1-1809 (602 amino acids)
Biological process (GO): homophilic cell-cell adhesion; adherens junction organization; multicellular organism development
Cellular component (GO): plasma membrane; adherens junction; catenin complex
Molecular function (GO): cadherin binding; calcium ion binding
Source: RefSeq, a predicted model, not a curated record
AUGCCAUCCUUCACCUUUGCUCUCCUCCUCCUCCUGCUGGAUGUGGCACCUGAGGUGUUGACCUUCCCUGAGCCUGGCCAUGGCCCGCUCCAUCGGCAGAAGAGGGACUGGGUCAUCCCCCCCAUCAACUGCCCCGAGAACGAGCGCGGACCCUUCCCCAAGAAGCUGGUGCAGAUCAAAUCUAACAAGGACAAGGAGACCAAAGUCUUCUACAGCAUCACAGGGCAGGGAGCUGACACCUACCCCGUGGGUGUCUUCACCAUCGAGCGGGAGACAGGGUGGCUGGAGGUGACCAGGCCGCUGGACCGGGAAGAGAUGGAUAAGUACUACCUCUACUCCCAUGCCGUGUCGGCCAAUGGGCAGUCAGUGGAGGACCCGAUGGAGAUCAUCAUCACCGUGACAGACCAGAAUGACAACCGGCCUGUCUUCACCCAGCAAGUCUUCACUGGCUACAUUGAGGAGAACGCAAAGCCAGGCACGUCCGUGAUGACCGUGAGCGCCACAGACGCCGACGAUGCGAUCAAUGUCAACAACGGCAUCAUUGGCUACUCCAUCCUCAGCGAGGAGCCCCAGAGCACGCAGCAGAUGUUCACCAUUGACCCGGAGAAGGGUGUCAUCAGUGUCAUUGGCACGGGGCUGGACCGGGAGACCACUCCCAACUACACGCUGAUCAUCCAGGCUGCAGACCAGGAGGGCACUGGCCUCACCACCACAGCCACUGCCAUUGUGGAAGUCACCGAUGCCAAUGACAACCCUCCCAUUUUUGACCCCACCAUGUAUGAGGGGGCAGUGAAGGAGAACGAGGCCGGGGCACUGGUGACACGGCUGCAUGUGAAGGACCGGGACAUGCAGGGCUCCCCAGCCUGGCAAGCUGUCUACCACAUCAAGAGCGGGGACCCAGAAGGCGACUUCACCAUCACCACCGACCCCAAAACCAACGAUGGCAUCCUGAGAACUGCCAAGGGCCUGGACUAUGAGAGCAAGAACCAGUACAGCCUGGUGGUGACAGUGGAGAACGCAGUCCCCUUCACCGUGUCCCUGCCACUCUCCACGGCCAGUGUCCUGGUGGCAGUGUCAGAUGAGAACGAAGCGCCUGUCUUCGUGCCCCCACUCAAGAAGGUGGAGGUGAGGGAGGACCUGCCAAAGGGCCACCAGGUCACCUCCUACACAGCCCAGGAUCCAGACCGGGACCUGAAGCAGACAAUCACGUACCGCAUGGGCAUCGACGCCGCGGACUGGCUGUCCAUCGACCCAGAGAAUGGCAUCAUCACAGCGGCUAAGCCCCUGGACCGCGAGUCGGUGCACGCCAUCAACAGCACCUACGAGGCCCUCGUCCUGGCUGUGGACAGUGCAUCACCACCUGCCACCGGCACUGGGACGCUGCUGCUCCUGCUCGAGGAUGUCAAUGACAAUGGGCCCACGCCAGAGCCACGGAGCUUUGACCUCUGCAGCCGGCAGCCUGAGCCUCAGACGCUGACCAUCGUGGACAAGGACCUGCCCCCCAACACCUAUCCCUUCAAGGCUGACUUGAAGCAUCUCUCCAAGGUCAACUGGACUGUCAGGGUGACUGGACAAGACACACUGGAGCUGAGACCGCUGAGGGAGCUGGAGCUAGGGGAGCACACCGUGUUCCUGGAGCUGUGGGACGCGCAAGGGAAGUCACAGAUGACACCACUCAAAAUCCAGGUCUGUGACUGUGGAGUCCUUCCUGGAAACUCAUCUGCAGCUCCCACAUGGCUCCUCCUGGCUCAGUGCCCCACCAUCCCUCUGGGCUCUGGUCCACCAACCCUGGGGCCAUGGUGCUGCUGA